AUGAAAACAACAGUGACAAGUGUGUUGGUUUGUCACACAAUAUUUCAGCUAAGAGAAGAAAAGCUUACGUAUGAUUGUGCCAAGAAAGUUCACUCUACGCCAAGCACAGAGCCUGAAGUUCAAUGUGCAACUGCCAAUGGACUUUGGAGCACCUUGGUUAACAAUUGUAAAACUAAAGUAGUUACUGAUUUACUGAAAAAGUCAAAAACUGUCUGUAAAACAGUUGUCCCGCAGAUUGUGGCUAAAUCUGUAGCUAAAUUUGAAAAGUCGUCAAAGAAUUUUCUCAGGUCUGUAAGUGUGCUAUACAAGGGUGGAAUUCUUAGUAAGAGAAAGUAUUGUAAUAUAAGAUCUUCAGAAAUCUUUGAUUAUGACAUCCCAGCAAAGAAGCGGCGCACAGAGUUUGAAGAGGGUUGUAGAUUACCUGCACUUGUACCUUACAAAGAGCUUAUGAAAUUUAUAGAGGUACAAGAUAUUGGAAAACUUAAUAGCAUACCGCAGGCUACUGCUGAAUGUGAAGUAGAAAAGGAAAAUGAAGAAGUUGAUGGCAACUUACUGCCAGUGGUCCCUGGGUAUUAUAUUGACCUUAAAGAGCGUUUACUCCAAAUGGCAGACCUCUACCUUCACAUAGAUAGCCAUAUACCUAAUUUUCUUACGUGGUUUGGUAAACAGAAGGCUCAUUUUCUAGUAGCAGUGGGUGCAGACGGUGCCCCUUUUGGUAAAGCUAAUGAGGCUUGUGCAUGGCUUGUCUCAUUUUUGAAUGUUUCUGAAAGAGUUGCCUCGCCAGAUGACAAUUUUUGA
Messenger RNA from Porites lobata, 798 nucleotides. The record is from the annotation of a GenBank genome assembly. NCBI's taxonomy places the organism in Eukaryota, Metazoa, Cnidaria, Anthozoa, Scleractinia, Poritidae.